AAGACUCUUAAUCGGUGCUGCGCCUCAUACGAACUUCGCAUAUAAUGUGAACGUCUUAAUUCUAUAAUAAUGCAUUUAUCUCCAGAUGAGCUUUGCACAAAGAAAUUCUUAUUAUCAAUUACUUUACGAUCGUUUUUGUGUACUACCAGAGUACUAUUAUUCAUGUACUUUGGAGGGAUUUUAAUUACGCGUUCAGUGAAUUGCGGAACAGUUUUUCAACCGGUUGCCCUAGCAACGGGCGAUUGGCGUCGUUUGUAAAUGUCAAACAAACCGAGUUCAUAUUGGAGAAUAACUAAGAUUUAGUAGUUAAGUACAAAAUGCUUCACAUAGACUGGGACCGUGUAUUAUCUGUCAAAGCCGUCUCUUUGACGGAUGAAGAGAUCGAGGAUCUUUUUCCAACGGUUAUAAGUUGCGAAGUUGAGAAAAUUGACAAUAUGCAUAACCUUAAGGCACUUAUGAAGUUAUCCCAGGAAAUGCUACAGCAUAAAGAUAAUCAAGUUGAAUCAUUAUUAUUGGAGUGUGAUGAGUUAAAAACAAAAAUUCAUAGCGCAGUAUCUACAUCGUCUACAAGUGUAAGAAAAGGUCACCUUGCAUCGGAUUUAAUUACUGAAGAUAAUGCAAGCACUAAGCAGGAAGAAUAUGCUGCAAGAUCAGAUUACGAGGUUACAUUGGAAGAGAAAAACAGAAAGAUUGAAACACUUUUACUGGAUCUUGAAGGACUGGAAAAAGAGAAUAUAACACUGAAAGAAAAAUUAAAAACAUUAAAGGAAGAGAUGGAGGAUGCUACCGAAAAUAUGAAUGAAAUGACAGAGGAAUUGAGCAAUCUUCAAAAGAGAAACAUCAUAUUAAAAGAUAAAGUUAAUGAGCUAGAAUUAGAGAAUAGAGCAUUGAUUAGUCAAGUUGAAGAACUAACCACACAACAAAGUAAUAGAGAUAAAAUAAUUGAUGAAUUUGGCAUAGCUAUUGAUGCAAGAGUUACAGAGUGGAAGAGUAUAUUAGAUGAAAAAGAUGCGGAAAUCUCUCAGUUAAAAGAGGAUUUAUCUCAGUCCAUGAUACAGUCAGUUACUUCUGUCAGAGAACAAAGCAAAUCCCAAAUUAUAUAUUUAAAUGAAGAACUUGAUCAACGAGACAAAACUAUUAUGGAAUUACAAGCUAAACUGGCAGAAGCCGUCACCGAAAUAAACGAAAGUGCGGAAGUUAUAGAGAAAAUGAAAGUUGAUAUGAGAAAAAUGGAAAAAAGUGGCCGCAGAAAAGAACAAAGAGACUUAUUGAAGAAAGUUCAGGACGCAAAUGAAAAGAUAUCCAAUCUACAAAGUAUAUUGAAGCAGACUGAAGAAGAUGCUGAGCUUAAAAGCAAGCAGUAUUGCGAGACUUUAGCCAUUCUGAAAAAGUAUGAAGAUGUGAACCAAGGAUUAGCAGAAACUAUUAGUGAAGUGAAAGAAUUAAAAGACCAAUUGCAACAUAAGAAUGCCCACAUAGAAGAUCUUAUUAAUAUUGUUAACAAAAUGGAAAUCUUGAACUCGCGACGAGAGUUAGAAAUAUUGUCACUUCGGGAAAAAUUAGGUAUGUCAGAGGACGAACCAAUUUCUAUUGACAGUAUCACGUUAAGGCGCGAUGAAGAGGCAAAAGAAAGAGAAGAACUGAAGCAAAAAAACAAAUCCUUAUCUGAAAAGAAUUUAGAAAUGAAAGCCGACAUAAGAACGCUGAAGUAUAAAUUAAGCAAGUUAACAGAACGGUUAAAUAUUCCGAAUGAUACAAUAGACACAAGUACAGAUUUUGUUCGUCCAACAAAAAUGUUGGAGCCUGAAUUUGAUUGGAUAGCUGAACAAGAGAAAGCAUCCCUACGCCAUAUGACAGAGAUAGACGAAAUCAAAGCAAAUGUUCGAAUAGUAAUAGAAGAGAAUGAGGCACUCCGAAAAGGAAUGCAUGAAAUUCUAGACAGUAUACACAAUCACGAUGGAAAGGGAAUUGUGGAAGUACAGUCAGACACUUUGGAAAGAUUAUUGGAAGCUUUGGAUAUGAGGCACGUAGCUGGUUGGUAUCAUCCAGCCAUGAGAUUACAAGGUCGUUUAAAUGUCGUAGAAGGUAGCAAUGCUGAGCUGCGAAGUCAAUUGAAACAAAUAAGGAAAGAGCUGCAGAAGAAAGAACACAAACUUCAGAAACUACUAACGAAUAGAAGCGAAAACAUAAAACCGUCGGACUCAGAGUUGUCCGAGCUGGAAGAAAAUACCAAUAUUUUAGAGAUAAAUCAGCUGCGAGAUGCAUAUCAGAAUGAAUUAAAACAUUGGCAAAAAGAAAGAAAUGCGUUGUGUGAGGAGAAUAAAGAAUUAAAAGACACUCUGGCAAAAAUAGAAAUACGAUUGGAGGAGUAUGAAAGAAGUUGGCAGAUUUUGGAGUCAAGUGAAGAUAAUGUUCGAAAAGAGUUUAUGGAAAAAAGCAAGGAAUGUGCGGAAGCUGCUGUGGAGAUAAUUGAAUUAAACAGAAAGUACACUGUGCUUGAAGAUAUUCUCAGUAAAGAGUCCGCCAAGGUUUAUUGCACACAAAAAGAAGCCGCUGCGAGAGAAACUGAUUUGCGAAGGAUCCUUGCCGAAAUUGGUAAAGAAAAGAAGUUGUUAGAAAACAAAGUAGCAACCUUAGAAAGUAACCUGUCGAAUUCCGUGAGUGUUCUUCAAUAUAACGAAAUAAAAGAUAAAUAUGAUGAAGCAUGUUUGCGAUUGAGAAUGGCGUUGGAGGUUCAUGCAUCUAAGAACUAUAAUAGUGAAGGACACGUCUUGAAGAACCAGUUAGAAUUAUUGAAGCAAGAGAGGGAUCAUUUGACUCAACGUGUGCAUGAAAAUGUGUCCAAUGAAAAGGAAGCGGACGUUAAGAAGUUAGCAGAAUGUGAAUCUAAAGAACUGAUAGAAAGCCAGCACGUUAAUCAUCUGACAAAAUUAAAUGAAAUUUUACAAGAUCAACUAGGUAAAAGUGAGACUAAGUUGUCUGAAGUUUUGGCGGUUAACUCGGAACUGCAAGAACAGUUGGUACAGUUGCAUCGACGAUUAUCUGAGCAAAUAAGAAUUCAAAAUUGUUUACAACCUCAGGAUCCUGAUAUACAGGAAUUGAAACAACGGAUACAGGUACUGGAAAUAGAGAAUGCAAAUCUGAAGAAGACUGCUGAAAUCGCACGAGAAGAGGCUCAAAUGCAUUAUACCUUUAAUACUUUAAAAACAUUCGAGCUAGAUAGUUUGAGACAUCAGAUUCUUGAUUUACAAGCCAUUAGCGAAGACAAAGAAAUAAUUGCCAUGCUUGGUAUAGAAUUAAACAAUGCAAAAGCUUUAGAAGCGGAACGAGAUAAACGACAAACAAUUCUGGAAAGCGAAAAUUCCUCUCUCCGCGAAGAGUUGGAAAGCUCGAAAAAAAAAUGUGAGAAACUUCGAAUCAGAAUGCAAGAUUGUGACAAACAAUGUGAUAACCGUUGCAGAUCUUACAUUGAAAUAAUAUCAUACCUGCAAAAUCAAUACGCAGGAUCAACGUCACUAUCUGCUUUAGAAAGAUUUAACUCUAAGUUGAAGGAAUUAAUGGACGAUCGUGCUGAAUUGGAUGCAAAAUUGAAAGAGGCCAUCAAAAGUAGCGAGAGCCUAAAACUUCAACAAGAAAUACUAACCAACCGGUUAGAAGUAGUGGAACGACUAAAAGACAUACUAGAACAGAAAAUUGGCAGUUCAGACGUGCAGGAUCUCAUGCAUCGAUUCUCUGAAAAUUCUCAGCAGACCUUAAAUAAUUUCAAGUACAAGAGGCAAAUUGCUCAACUGGAACAUGAACUACAAAUAGUCAACGACAAAUCAGCGGCACAUGAAGCUACUAUUACAGCUAUGGAAUUUGAAAUGAUGAAUGUUCAAAGAUCGUGGAGACAGCAGCAUGAAUCUCGGGUAACAACAACAAAUAACAUUGACCAUAAUGAUAUGGAAAGGAAGACAACGACAGUAGAAGUGAAAUCGACGUUAAUUCAAACACACGUGGAGUGUCAGUCGAUUGCCAUACAAUGUGAACCUCUUUCCGAUUAUUCAAAGGACACAAGUGCUACUAUGAAUAAUGAACAAGUUUUCCAUAAAAGCGACGAUAAAACGGAAUCCCCACGGGAGUCCUUAACGCUUCUUAAUGAACAAUUAAGCCAAGCACUAACAUUGGCUUCUGAACGUUCAGUGCUCUUAAUUAAAUAUGAAUCUCAGAUUGCAGAAUAUCAGGCAAAGAUUAGUGCACUAAACAAAGCAAUUGAUGACAAAGAUUUACAGAUAACAGAGAGGGACAAUAUAGUCCAACAGAUGAAAUGUGAAACUUAUAGUAUCGGUAUGGAUGGUACGGAUAAAAUGGCAUUAAAAUCAACAAUUAAUAGCUUGCAAAAGAUCGUUGUUCAAAAGGAGGAGACAAUAACAAGAUAUAAAAAUCUCCUGAAGGAAGAUAGAGACGAGCACAGUAUGGCUGCUAGUCGUUUGCAGGAAGAGAUAAGGUCGUUACGAGAACAAAUUCGUAUAAUUAAUCAGGAAUCGGAGAAACGAUCAAAAUAUAUUAUCGACAGUCUUGAAGCUGAUGAGAAGCUAAAGCGACUUGACGGAACCACAAGAGAUUCUAAUAAAAAUGUCGACCUUGAGGAAGAAAUAGUGAAAUUGCGUGAAAAUGUCUCGAUGCUAGAGGUGGAUUUAAAUAUUGCUAAAGAAUUAAGUGAACGAUGGCAUCGAUUGGCCGAGGAGAGACUAAAGCAUAUGGAUCGUAUGAGGGAAAGGCUUGAUGAGCAGCAUAAAAAUGAAUUGGAGAGCUACAGGAUAGAACGCAAUAAAUGGCAAGCGGAAGCAGAUACACUUAGACAGCAGCUAUCCGAAAAUCGAAUGUUGUUAGCAAAAGGGAAUAUAUCAUUGGCUAAAGAGUUGCAAGAGCGAGAUAACAAGAUACACGAGUUAACAAUGGCGUAUCAACAACUGCAGAACGAAUUUGAAUUGGCGGAGUCUGCAACCCUUUCUCAACGCGUGGCAGUGCACAACAGCCAGAUGCAGGAGAUGUCAAACAACCUCACCAGAGACCAAACUAAUCAUUUGCAAAUUCAACUGGAUCUAGCACGUCGUCAACUGCAAUCCGUGAUUGAUAAGGAGAAGACAUAUAAAACUCAAAUAGUCGAGCUUAAGCAACAGCUUAGUAGAAGGUACAUGGCGGUAAAGUCUCAGGAACAGAAAGCAUCACAGCGGGAGAUCCAACUUGAGCGUAAAGUCAGAUCAUUAGAGGAAGAAUUGCACAAAGCUAAAAUGCAAUUAGACAGAGAACAUUUAGCACAAGAAACAAAAAAGGCUAAGACUGCUGAGGAGCUUGCGUUAUGGGAUAAGCAGAAAAGAUGGCAACAGACUGCUGAGAAAUUUAAAGAUAAAUUGAAAGAGAAAACAGAAGAAUAUAAAAAGUUACAAACUAAUUACGAGAAGCUUCGAUCUGUUAUUUCUUGUAUGGAGCGCGAGAAAUGGUAUUUGAAGAGUAAAUUGAGAUUUGAAAAUGGUAGUAUAAUAGGUGGACUAUCAGCAAGGCCAGUCACAGCUUUGCAAUAUAAUAUUAUCGAAGAUUUACAACGUGAAUGUGAUACUUUGAGAGAUCGGGUGAAAGAGCUGACGGACAGACUUGAUAACGAAGACAAUACACAACUUUUAUGCAAAAUACAGGAACAGAGAAGACAUAUAGCAGCAUUGGAAGCUGUUACUCAGGGAAAUGCUUAUGUGAUAGAUCAAUUGGAAAAAUUGGAAACUGCCAAAGAUAUUCUUGAGAAGUCAAAUCUUAAACUGGAAAGUGAAAAUUUAGAACUACGUUUACAAAUUGAAAAAGCCAAUCUUGAUACACCCAGUUUGCGCGAAAAAGUUGAACAUUUGGAAAAGUAUGUAGAAUUACUAAAAGUUGAAAAGUCAUCAGACUCUACUCCUCGGUCUUCAGAUAAAGACUCACAAGAACAAGGCUCAAAAAAGUCCUUUGGGGAAUUGGAAAAAACAAUUUUCAUAUUGAAACGAGUUGUAGAGAAACUUCAAGUUGAGAACAAGAGAUUGAGAAUUAGCUCAAAGGCUAAUCGUUUGGGCAAAGCAGGAAGAUCGACUAGCAUGGGAACUAGUUCUUCAUUGCAAGAGCAAUACGAACGGGCACAGCAACAAGUUGUAGCACUAGAAACAGACUUGCAACUAGCAGAACAAAGGAUAGUGAUGCUCGAAAAUGCACGGAAGGAAGAAGAGAGCAACAGCGAAGUCAGUCUGCUUAAGCAACAAUUAUUGCAUAAAUCAGAACUGCUUGACAAAGUAAAACAACUGUUGACAAAGGCAGCGAUCAAUGAAAAAGCUCUUCGCCAACAAAUACAGCAACUCGAACUGAGACAAACACUUUCCACAAUACCAGAGAGUUACAGUGUUUCCUCAAUGCCAAAUACCUAAUAUUCUUAAAGAAAAAUUAGGUUUUACUUAUUGUAAAUAUUAAAUAAGUAUAGUUAAAUGUAUCCAAAGAAGUUAAACAUUGUUUUAUAUAUACAGUACAAUAUCACAAUUAUGUACUAUAAAACAUCAAUAAUAAAAAAUAAGAUAUUUUAUGAA
Cephus cinctus (wheat stem sawfly) is the source of this 6581-nucleotide messenger RNA. RefSeq names its product centrosomal protein of 290 kDa (gene Cep290). Lineage: Eukaryota; Metazoa; Arthropoda; Insecta; Hymenoptera; Cephidae. Bases 318 to 6425 code for a protein of 2035 amino acids. The record is from RefSeq and is a predicted model, not a curated record. The transcript is spliced from 24 exons.